This is a messenger RNA of Entelurus aequoreus (snake pipefish), 2553 nucleotides long. Its product is annotated as transcription factor 12-like. Gene Ontology annotation, cellular component: transcription regulator complex. NCBI's taxonomy places the organism in Eukaryota, Metazoa, Chordata, Actinopteri, Syngnathiformes, Syngnathidae. Gene Ontology annotation, biological process: regulation of transcription by RNA polymerase II. Gene Ontology annotation, molecular function: DNA-binding transcription factor activity, RNA polymerase II-specific; RNA polymerase II cis-regulatory region sequence-specific DNA binding; protein dimerization activity. The transcript is spliced from 12 exons. The record is from RefSeq and is a predicted model, not a curated record. Bases 81 to 1553 code for a protein of 490 amino acids.
GGGAGGGAGUGCAUGAGGACUGUAUACACAUAGUGGAGGCACCAAGUGACUGUGUGGACUACUGUGAAGCCAGCAGAGUUAUGUACUGUGCUCAUCCUGUCUCAGGCAACUCACUGAUGUAUUGCUACAACAUGAAACCUAUGUACGGGCAUUCCCCCGGUAAUGACGACAUCAACCAGAACCCGUCUUUACAUCCGUCUAGCAAGGCCUGCAGCAAUGUGUUUGCCAGCACUUUUUUUGAGGGCACCAGCAAUUUGCCCGACAUCUGGAGUGCAGUAAACGGGCUGAACCAGCAUGGCUAUGAAGGUGUACUGGGAGUGACCAGCAACCACCAAACGCAGGCGGGGAGCUUCAACAGUCUGCAGCAGCAGCAUGGCCACCUGGACUACUCUCCACACUCGGUGAUGGACAUGAACAGAGCUCUCCCUCCUAUGUCCACUUUUCACCGCAACAAUGCGCCAUCACAUGCUCCUUCGGUUAACACGACGGAGAACUCCACAGUCUCAGGAAACCAGACCAACGUGUCAAGAGGGUCCCAGACCGGGGAUACUUUGGGCAAAGCUCUGGCUUCUAUUUAUUCCCCCGAUCACACCAGCAGCAGCUUCCCUUCCAGCUCGUCCACGCCUGUGAGAUCUCCGUCCCCGUUGCCAAACGCCAGCGAAGCCGCAGGCACAAAUAUGUGGUCCCGGGGCUCCGUACAGGCACCUGCAUCGCCACAUUAUGAGUCCUCACUUAUAUCCAUGUCUCAGGUAGAGGACCGACUGGACAGACUGGACGAUGUGAUCCACGUCUUAAGGAACCACGCCGUCGGUCCCACUGUUGGCUUCGCCUCUGACAUGCACAGCCUGCUGAACCAGAACCAACACGGCCGGCCAAGCCCUGUGGCCACGCUGCCCCUCGCCUGCCACUCUCCAUCUAUGGUUGAGGCUGUCACCAUGAAUAACAACCACUCAACCUUCCAGAGCCGCACACAAAAUGGCCACCUGUACGCCAGGCAGAGGGCCACGCUUGAGCUGACGCCAGGAGAAGGCAGAGGGACUUUGGGGAAUCCCGGGAAUGUGGAGCUGAAGAUGGAAGGCAGCGAGAAGGAAGACAUGAUGCACACCGGUCACAGCUCCGACAGUCAGAGGUCAGACGAGGAGGGCGACCACAAGAUGCAUGGAGAAAACAGCAGGGACAGCAUCCAUGAGGAUGAAGAUCUGAGCCCGGAGCAGAAGGCCGAGCGUGAGCGUGAGAGGAGGAUGGCCAACAACGCUCGGGAGCGUCUGCGUGUGCGGGACAUCAACGAGGCCUUCAAAGAACUGGGUCACAUGUGUCAGUUGCAUCUCAAGAGCGAGAAGCCACAGACCAAAUUGCUAGUGUUGCACCAGGCCGUGUCCGUCAUCCUCAGCUUGGAACAACAAGUCAGAGAAAGAAACCUCAACCCCAAAGCAGCAUGUCUCAGGAGGAGAGAAGAAGAGAAGGUCUCUGGUGUCAUGACAGAUCCACAGUCCAUGCAUGGCGUGUUUCAUCCAGGUCUGACUGACCCGCCAAACCCAAUGGGUCAUCUCUGAUUCUCCAAAUACAGUGACGAACAACUCCUAAUUACCAAUGUGGACUUACAUGCCUAAAACAUUUAUAUUUUUAUUACAAUUUGGUCGGUGAUACGGUGUUAAAGGCCCCAGCUGAGCACUACAUUGCGUGUGUUAGAGCAUUCGUUUUUUAAAUCACUAGCUGAUAAAAGCUUCACUUUCUCAGACAGAUCAACUCUUGAGUGUCAAAAUUGGGCCCAAAAGCAGAAAAAAAAGUGUUGCUGCAGCUGUACAUUUCUGGCUUCUCUAACACACCUCUAACUUUGUGCCUAAACAUUUACUUCGAACAGACAAAUGCAUUGUAACCUGCAGAUGUUUUGUACAUUUUUUUUCUAUAUUUAUUAUCUUUACCCAGUUGUGGCGAGGUGUCAUCGGCAGUUAUCACUAUUUCCCCACAAUCACAGACAUGUCCACAUUUGUGUGUGUGUGUGCUCCGACAGCAGAUUCAAUUUGUUCUGUGGCAUCGAGAGUGUGCGAGCUGCUGUAAGUGUGUGUGUUGCAGGAGUUGGACCAUUCUGUGAAUGAACAGAUCUCCAAGAAUGUUAUCGUUUGCAUUAUAUACAAUAUAUAUUCAAGCUGUUCUAUUGAUUAGCACUGUUAAGAGGAGUAAACACUGGUGGUCAAAAACUAAAAACUUCACAUUGUUCCUCUUCGGACCUAGCCAAAUGGUUGUUCUGCAUGUUUAAUUAGGACUUUUCCUUUUUUCUAAGUUAUGUAAGUUAUCUUUUAUACAAAUUAAGAAUGUGUGUUUAUGUUCAUUUUGUCACUCUUGAUUUUACACAGGAGGAAGAUUUGUGUGCAGUUUUACUAGACACGGUUCAUGUUUUUGAGCAAUAUGUUAACACAGCUGAGUUAUGGUUUAUUACAAAUCUUAUAAAGUCAUCAAAGAUACUGCUACUGCAUCAUAACAUGUACAGUGUGUGUACAUUUUGACGUAGCAAGGAGGCAUGUGUCUGGAUGUAGCAAUAAAUGUUUUUCUUGA